UUGCAUCUGCCUGUAGGCCCGUCGAAAUGGCAGCACCGAAAGUCGAACCAUGACAAUACACACUUCUUGCAUCGUGGAUCAGUACAACUUGGAAGGGUACACUUAUCAGGCUUAUGGAGUAACCUAUGGACUUUUGCUAAUUGGGCAUUUUUCUCUUGUUCCACAGCCACUUGGGUGGGAGGCGGCUACAUCAACGGGACUGCCGAAGUAGUCUUCAACCCAAACCAAGGUCUCAUUUGGGCUCAGGCGCCGAUCGGCUACGCCCUCAGUCUCGUGGUUGGUAAGUCCUCAUUUUCGUGUUUCCUUGAAGGAUUUUUGCAAAUAUUGUAUCACUUUUCUCUAAAACCUUCAUCCGACGUCUCGAUAAUGGCCUUCACCAACAACACGUUUGGCCAGAUCAGAAGUUUGGCGAGCGAAUGUGCGGGAUGCUUUUCCUUCCGGCCCUUCUGGGAGAGAUAUUUUGGUCCGCGGCCAUCCUCUCCGCCCUCGGUAAGCAUUGAUGCUUUCAAGCAGACAUUUCACUCCAUCAUUGUGUUGAGGCGACAUCCGUCACUCUCGAGAGCUGUCCGGCGUGUCUGUAUGUGGGAAGGACGCCAAACUCCUGAUCAGUACCAACUAAGUACCCUUUCUUGGCCAGCAAUUUGGCACUAUCUCUUCUGCCAUUCAGCCAGAUUUCCUCGGAAGUCUUCCGCCCAUUGGCUAAGAAUGCCGAUUAAAUGGGACAAAAUGAAUGGUGUCUUGAAACUCGGCUACGUGAACAACCCUCUGAAGGAGAGGACCACACUAGGGAUCAUGGUACCUAUCUGUCGGUUAGGGUUUCUCCUUGCAUGCAGUAAAGGUUGCGAUAUCUGCAACACAUCGGCUAUAGGCAAGUAUACAGAAAUGCAAGUGCAUCACUUAGAGGUUGUAUGA
Protopolystoma xenopodis is the source of this 912-nucleotide messenger RNA. The record is from the annotation of a GenBank genome assembly. NCBI's taxonomy places the organism in Eukaryota, Metazoa, Platyhelminthes, Monogenea, Polystomatidea, Polystomatidae.